This is a messenger RNA of Sporisorium graminicola, 1431 nucleotides long. RefSeq lists its product as uncharacterized. The record is from RefSeq and is a predicted model, not a curated record. Bases 1 to 1431 code for a protein of 476 amino acids. NCBI's taxonomy places the organism in Eukaryota, Fungi, Basidiomycota, Ustilaginomycetes, Ustilaginales, Ustilaginaceae. The transcript has a single exon. Gene Ontology annotation, cellular component: membrane.
AUGGCGAACCUCGCCUCACACAUGACACCCAAGAUGGACGACGCACCGGCAUUUGUAUCGCAUCCUAAUCACUCCAACCACGUGCAGGAACGAUUGCCCGAAGUCUCUGGCAUCUCGACCAAGAUCUACCACCACCUUGGCGUCGACACGCCCUUCGACCCACAGCACCGCCUGGUCACGUCGUACAUCCUCCCCGUGCCCGCUCUUGCCGCCUUCCGCGUGCUCGUCGCCGUCUACAUGCUGAUCACCGCGCUGUCCACCGCCGUCGUCGAAGGCAUCGGCACGAUCACCUACUUCAGCUCACUCAGCUAUUGGGGCGACUGCGUGUACUUUCUCAUGUCUGCCAUUCACACGUGCAGCUUCUCAUGGGCGCUGUGGCGGUGGAAGCUGGCGAGCACACAGCAGGGGGCGAGUCGGAUCGAGAUGGUGGAGAAGGCGUAUCCGCUAAACGCGGUGGCGCGAAUCGAUAUCGCACGGAACAAGGCGCGGAUCGAUGCAUUUGGUACGCAGCUGCACGACGGCAUCGAAGGCGAGCUGAGCUACACCAGGGGCUCCGAGUUCGAGGUGGGCGCGCGAUACCCUCGGUCUUGGUUGAGCAGGUCGUUUUCCAGACCGUUGCAGGUGUGCCAUACGCUGCUCGUGUCGACCGUUUCGUCAUUCCCGCUGGUGGUGCUCGUCAUCUUCUGGUCGGUGCUUCGCGGCCCUGCACCGCUGGGCGAUCCUUACAGCGCGUUUAGCAACAUCGGCAAGCACACGCUCAACUACGUGCUCACUAUGCUCGAUCUCGUCGUGCUCUCCCGCACCCCGCUUCGCCCUUGGUGGCACCUAGUCCCCAUUGUUGCCUUCCUCGGGCUGUACAUCGGCAUUGUCGAUAUUACCUACCACCGCUACCACGUCUACGUCUACAGCUUCUUCAACGUCCAGCAGUUCGGGGUGACGCUCGUCGUCGUCGUCUGCCUGCUGCUCGCCGUGUUCGCGGUGGUUUGCUUCCUGCUCACACAAGCGCUGAUGCUGCUGCGCGAGUACGUUGCUGCCAAGCUGCAGGGCAGCGGCGGAUGGGGCAGCGCCAGGGCCGUCGGCGUGCCGGACGACGCAUGCAUCCCUACACUGCGCGGGCCCGGCCCUCUCGGCGGCGGCGGCAAGCGCGUUCGACCGGGCCACGACGUGGUACACCUCCGUGGCCGCUUCCCCUGCAACGCCCUCACCAACGGCGCACGCAGCAGCGGCAUCCUGGUCGACGACGUCCACAUCCAGGCACUCUCCAUGGUCGGCUCCGAACUCAAUGUCGACUCCGUCAAACCGCACAUGCUCCGCCCUGAUGUUCGCUCCGCCGACUGCGACGUUCGUUCGCUCAGCAGGAGCGCGAGCAGACUGGACGUGCCUACUCCGGACGCCUCGAGCAGCCAGGCACGGCUCUUUCGCCCUGUUUAG